Molecule: messenger RNA, 1485 nt
Organism: Nerophis lumbriciformis (worm pipefish)
Lineage: Eukaryota; Metazoa; Chordata; Actinopteri; Syngnathiformes; Syngnathidae
Source: RefSeq, a predicted model, not a curated record
AUGGUUCUCGAGGUAUCCAGUGUUAAUUUUCGAGAGGCACCAUCUUCAAUUUCAUUUUCUGGAUCAGGUUUUUUGUCCACCUACCAGAUAGGCGUUGCUCAGUGUUUUCUACAAAAUGCGCCAUGGAUACUGCACAAGGCACCACGAAUCCUCGGUGCAUCAGCAGGGUCUUUGGUAGCUGCUGCUGUUGCCUGUGAAAUAAACCUGAUCUCGAUGCGAAAUGAGAUGCUGAACUUCGCAAAAGUGAUGAAGGCCUUUGCACUUGGGCCAUUUAACCCUUCUGUUGAUAUUCUGCAAUGGUUAAAAUAUGUAUUAUACAAAAACCUUCCCACUGAUGCACAUCUCCUUGCAAAUGGGCGUCUCGCUGUCGCUAUGACCCGUCUGGAUGACGGCCAUUACACUGUUAUAACAGAGUACCAGUCAAAAGAGGAUGUCGUACAGGCCCUGCUUUGUAGCUGCUUUGUUCCGGGAUAUUGCGGCAUGCUGCCUCCCUCCCUUAAUGGAGUACACUAUAUGGAUGGAGGUUUCAGCAAAAUACAGCCAGUUCUGGCACUACCCAGUCAUACUUUAACCGUUUCUCCAUUCUCUGGAGAGACAGACAUCUGCCCCCCUGAUCAACCAUGCAUGUUGGACAUGGUGGUGACCGGACUAACUCUGAAGGGCAAUUUGGCCAAUGGCCUAAGAUUUUGGAAUGCACUCUACCCCAUAAAGCUAGAGACUGUAGAACAAGCCUAUCACAGUGGUUACAAAGAUGCCUAUGAAUUUCUUCUGCGCAAUGAACUUCUCUCGAACAUGAACAUGUUUACCAUGUCCCAAGGAUUCGACAACUACUCUUGCACAAAAACACCGAUAUUCCCAGAGACUGCUCCCGAGGAAGAAGAGGAUAAUGAAAUUGAGACAACAGAAUUGCCGUUUUUUCAAGGCAGCCAAAGCAAGCAGAUUAACACUUCUGUUGAACUCCAAUCUUCAACUGGAAAACUGACAAUUACAGAACUUCCUCUCACUUUUGACUCCGCCAAGAAUGUUCUGCUGGGCAACGUGACAACGUAUUGGAGCAUGCUGGGACCCUCUGGAUAUUUUACCUACUUGCUGGUCCCUAUGAUGCUGUUGUUCCAGACUCUGAUUGAGACUGUAGAAAUGAGGACUUCUGUUUUGGAGCUGUUGAGUAGGAGGAAGUUAGAGGAGAACCAGGAGUUAAUGUCAUCUAAGCAGAGGGUGAGGGAUGAAGAUGGAACCGAGGGCGAGAAUGUACUAAAUGAUAAAGAGGAGCGGCCCCAGGACAGAACCCUGGGGCCCGCCAGCGGAUACAGGGAGGGAAUUGGAUUUAUGGGGGCCGAAUUUGACGAAUUGUGUGCGGUUGGACAGGUAGGAAGUGAACCAGGAAGGGGGUGUGUGAGUGAUAACAAUGGAGGAGAGACGGUCGAGAAGGAUUGUGUGGAAAAUGGUGUCGAAGGCGGCAGUGAGAUCGAGGAGGACGAGAAUUGA